AUGAAAGAUUGGCCUUUAGAUGGUGAAUGUGAAAGGUUCAAGACAACUAUACCCAACUCGGGAUUAUCAACUGCUGCCAAGAACUCAAUGUUGAAACAUGAUCGGGUCGUGAUAUCAGCUUUUGUGGAGAGAUUGUAUCCCGAGACUGACACCUUUCACAUGUCGUUUGGGGAGAUGACCAUUACUCCAAAUGAUGUGAGGCAGAUUUUUAAUCUCAAUGACCAUGGUGUAGUUUUCAAGUAUAACUACAUAAAGCAGUUAAGUUGGGAACAACUUUAUGAUUUGUGUAAAAAGUGUUUUGGUUGGGAUAAAGAGACAUCAUACAUUGAGUUCAACAGGUGCUUUUCUUGCAAAACUAGACAGUUUAACAUGAGUCAGUUGAUCAAGAUGUUCAAAGGCACUUCCGAGAAAGAAAAUCAAGGACCGUUAAGUAAUGCCGAAGUGGAUGCCGCGGCCACCGCCUAUCUCUUGUGUGUAUUGGGAUGUGUCAUUUUCCCCAAUGCUAGUGGCAACCGAGUAGACGCCAACCUUCUACAACUAUUGCAUCCUCUCAAUAAGGUAGCUGACUACUCCUGGGGCACGACAUGCCUGGAAUUCUUGAUGGAGGAGUUGAGAAAUGCGUCGAGGCUUAGAACUAGCCAAAUUGACGGGAAUGUGAGUCUAUUCCAGACAUGGAUCUAUGACCACUACCCUAGUCUGAAAUUGGCAGAUGUGAACACACAGUGGGAGAAAGGUACACCGAGAGGAACAAAGUACAAGUUCACAAUCAAGGAAAAAGGAGCAGCAAUUGGUUCAAUUGAGGGAGAAAUUAGACUCAAUUAA
Messenger RNA from Papaver somniferum (opium poppy), 822 nucleotides. Its product is annotated as protein MAIN-LIKE 2-like. The record is from RefSeq and is a predicted model, not a curated record. Lineage: Eukaryota; Viridiplantae; Streptophyta; Magnoliopsida; Ranunculales; Papaveraceae. The coding region runs from base 1 to 822 and encodes 273 amino acids. The transcript has 2 exons.